Messenger RNA from Aphidius gifuensis, 2978 nucleotides. RefSeq lists its product as uncharacterized. The coding region runs from base 698 to 2407 and encodes 569 amino acids. The transcript is spliced from 5 exons. The record is from RefSeq and is a predicted model, not a curated record. Lineage: Eukaryota; Metazoa; Arthropoda; Insecta; Hymenoptera; Braconidae.
GAGUAUGUUUGUAUUGUGCGCAUUGUAAAAAAAAAGCGAUACAAGUCGCGCACGUUACCGUGGUACUACUAGCGCCCCUCAAUUUUGCGGCGACCAUAUAGCGAUACGGUUUUUAUAUACAGGCGAGAUAGGGAGUAAGUCCUCCUGUAUUUCUAGUCUUCUUGUGUAAAAUGUGUAAAAUGUCAAAAAAUUGCUAGGUUACUUCAAGCCUCUAUACAUCGUUAUCCAUUGCAGAUAGACAUGGGGUUGAGUGAAGUUUAUUAUUGAAAAUUCAAUUCUAAACAAUUUAUGAAGAAUUACUUUUUUUGAUUAAUCUCUUAGAUUAUGAGUUAUGAGUUAAUUAAAUAAAGAACAUACAUGUUUAGUGAAAACAAUAAAAAUUAUUAUAUGUUUGAAUGAAAAAUACUGCACAAUUUAAUAAAUAUUCUUAUAUAUAUAAUAAAAAUUAUCAUGUACACAUAUAAAAGUUAGCAUAGACUUAAAUAUUUUUUACUAUAUAGCUUUGUAAAAAUUCUGUUUGUGGGGCGAAAUAACACAAAGAUGGCCGACCGAUUGAACAAAUGAUUGAACUGUCAUGUAAUUUCAAGCAUUUCUACAGUCUUAUCUGUUGAAGCUAGAUGGUCACAAUCACUUGCAAGCUGCAAAAAAUUUGCAUUUUCAAUUUCUACAAAAUAUUGGAUCCGAGUUACAUUUAAAUAUGUGCAUUGUUUAUGCAGUCAAUGAUGUAAAUGUUAUUCCUGCAAUAUUUGUUUUAUUUAAAAGAAAGUCAUAUGAAAUUUUUAAAAGAAUCAUGUAUUAUUUAUUAAAUUAUUCACCUUGUCUAUCAGCGAUUGAAACAAUAACAACCGAACUGGACGAGAAUAUUAUAAAAGCAAUAAGACGUUGUUUUCAGAAUGCAAAAAUUCGGAGCACUCUUUUUUAUUUUCAAAAAGAAACAACAAGUAACUGGAAAAAUUUAGGACUUCAAUUUGAUGAAGAGCAUGUCCAUGAAAAUAAAAUUCUGAAAUAUUGUUGGGCAGCACCAUUAGCUGCUGAACACGAUAACAAAGCAAAUACUUUUAAAAAUGUCAUCGAAAUUUUAUUGAGCCAAGCACAAGAAUCCUUAGACUUGAAUACAACAAAAUUUGUAAAUGAUCUCGAAUGCAAAUGGUCCUCAAGGUUAAAAUACGUGCUACCUUAUUCAACUUACGAAAUUCAGAAUGACAUUGAGGCUAUUGAACGACAACUGGAAUUGGAUUUUUGUGAUCAAACAGUAAAAACAUUAAAGAUUUUAGAAAAAAUGAUGAAAACAAUCACAGGGUUUAAAAUAAACAACAGUAUAUAUAAAUUAUUUAAAGCUAAAGACAAAAGAAAUAUCACUGAUGCUGGGAAAAAACUGCGAGAUGAAAGGUGGUCUUUGGAGCAGUUUUUAGCCAAUUGCUUGACAGGAGACUCCAUCACCAGUCUUUAUUAUAAAAUGGACAUCGAGCCAUCCAUGUACAAUGUCACUGCCGAUAUUAGGGAUCUCGAAGACCCAAAGAAUUCAAGUCCAGACAUUCGGAUGUCGGAUCGUUACAUGGAUCUAAGCACCUGUAGUAAUCCAUCUCAAGGUCGAGAACAUAAACGACAACGAAAAGAAAAACUGGAUGAUAUCAUUGAUAACGUAGCAGCUGGAACAUCAGACACAGAUUCUACAUUUUUCAAAAACAUUUCACAAGCAUCAUCAUCAUCAUCAUCAUCAUUUAUAACAACACCAACACUAUCAACUACAACAACACCAAAAACAGCAGCAUCAAAUUUUAUUAAUCACAUUGAACAUAAAGUAACUGCAGUCGAGUCUUCUUUAGAUGAGUCUGCUGCUGAUGAUUUUGAUGAUACAAUCUUUGAAAAUAGUUUACCAGAAUUUCCUACAUCAAGAUGUACAUUAAAAUCACCAACUACACUACCAUCACCACCACAACAAACUAUAACAGCAACAACAACAACAACACUACUACCAUCACCAAUAAUAACACCAGCAACAACAACAACAGCCAAAAAAAUAGUACGAACAACUGGUUUCCCAAUAAAAUCUUUAAAAGUUAAAUUUAUCAAAACUAAUGACCAGCAAUGUAAAGUAAAUAAUAAUGAUUUAUUAGUGCCACAAGUAUCUUCAUUAUCAUCAACAACAACAGUGCCUGCAACAUCAAAGUUGCCAUUAACACUUAAUUUCAAUAAAAUUAAUUCCUAUAAAAUAAUACCCAACUUAUCUAAUAAUUUAACAAACAAACAUUUAUUAUUAACUCUUCCUAAAACUAAUAUUAAACAAACACAACCAUCAUCAUCUGUUGCUCAUAAAUAUAUCAAAGAGAAAAUUGAAACACCUAUAAACAAAAGACAAAGAAAACAAAUUAUCGUUUGCAGAAAAGAAGCUGGGAUAAAAUGUUAGGUUUUGAUAAUUAAUAACGUAUGAAUAAUUUCAUUUCAUGUAAGCCUCUAUGUAUUUAUGUUUGAUAUUAAUUUUUUUUUCAUCAUAUUUUUUCACUCAAUAUUAUAUUAAUAAUGUUUAAAUUAAAUAAUAAUUUUGAUAUUGUCUGCGUGUUAUUUUUAUUACAUGUUGAAAAAAAAAAAAAUUUAUAGUUAUAUUGAUUUUUUUUUAUCAUUUUGUAUUUUGUUUGUUAUUAAUUUUUUUUUCAUCAUAUUUUUUCACUCAAUAUUAUAUUAAUAAAGCUCAUAUUUUAUAAUAAAUCUUGAUAUUAUUGUUUGCAUUAUUUUUAUUUAAUAUGAAAAAAAAAAAAAAUUAUAUCAAAAUGUUAUGGCACAGCUUGACAUGUACUUGUUUCUUGGGGUUGUUUUAAAUAUAUCGAUUCGAUAUAAUUCAUAUAAUUUUUUUUUUAAUUCAUGCAUUAUUUGUUUCGCAAGUAUGUUCAUCAUUAUCAUCUUCCGUUAUUGAAAAAAAAAAUAUAUAAUAAAAUGUAAUGAGUAAUAAAAAUAUGAUAUUAGAAAAAAAAAAAAAAAAA